CGCCUGUGUAUGUGUGCCUCCAACGCACACUCUAACAGAAUCACAUCAUAGCAGCACAGAUACAGCGGCAAACCAACCUUUGCCGUCGCUUUCAUUCGGUCGUUGGUAGUGUUCGUCGUCGUUUCAAGUUAAUCGAGAAUAAAGCCAAUAAAAACAACUUUGUGGCGUAUUCCUGUUGCUUUAACUGAUUUUUCCUCUGGGAUCUAUAUAUAUACACAAUCUUAUAUAUAUACACCGUGUGAACGACAGACACACCCCACAUACAUCCUUAGUUUUGUGAAGUAAUUGAAAAAAAACAACAAACAAAAUGUCGACAGUCGAUAAGGAAGAACUGGUCCAGAAGGCUAAACUGGCCGAGCAAUCAGAACGCUACGAUGACAUGGCCCAGGCCAUGAAGUCCGUCACAGAAACGGGCGUCGAACUCUCAAAUGAGGAAAGAAAUCUGCUCUCCGUUGCCUACAAAAAUGUGGUCGGUGCUCGCAGGUCAUCGUGGCGCGUCAUCUCCUCCAUUGAGCAGAAAACUGAAGCAUCUGCUAGAAAACAACAGCUUGCCCGUGAGUACAGAGAGCGGGUGGAGAAGGAGCUGCGGGAAAUCUGCUAUGAAGUUUUGGGACUUCUGGACAAAUAUCUUAUUCCAAAAGCCAGCAAUCCCGAGAGCAAGGUGUUCUAUCUGAAGAUGAAGGGCGAUUAUUACAGGUAUUUGGCCGAGGUUGCCACAGGAGAUGCACGCAAUACUGUUGUUGAUGACUCGCAAACCGCUUACCAGGAUGCAUUUGACAUUAGCAAGGGUAAAAUGCAGCCAACACAUCCAAUCCGUUUGGGUCUGGCCCUUAACUUCUCAGUCUUCUAUUAUGAGAUCUUAAACUCUCCAGACAAAGCUUGCCAGCUGGCUAAACAGGCGUUCGAUAUUGCAAAAACCAAAAUGCAGCCAACACAUCCAAUCAGAUUAGGGCUCGCACUCAACUUUUCCGUCUUCUAUUACGAAAUUAUCAAUUCACCAGCGAGGGCUUGUCAUUUAGCUAAACAGGCAUUCGAUGAUGCGAUAGCCGAGUUGGACACACUCAACGAGGACUCAUACAAAGACUCGACACUCAUCAUGCAACUGUUGAGGGAUAACCUGACUCUCUGGACCAGCGACACCCAAGGCGAUGGCGAUGAGCCACAGGAGGGCGGCGACAACUAACCAAACAACUAAGAAAAUGUUUCCUUUUUGACUAUGCAAAUAUUAUUCAGUAAUACAACAAAACAAAACAAAAACCAGAAACAGCAAAGAGAAACAAAUAUAAAUGCAAAACGCAAAGCAAAAAAACACAAACAACAAAUUGAAAUGAAACGAUAAUACCAGGCAGACAGCAAAAGGAGACAGGCAGGAAGAGGAAUCAUAUGCAACAUUUAAUACAAAUUACAUGCAGAAUGCUUUUCAUUUGAGGCCGAUUGUGGGCUGGGCAGGAUAGAGUGAGCUCUACAGAAAUGUAAGGUUUUAAGGUUUUAAUUGCCUAUAUAUGUAUACCUAUACAUAUCUGUAUGUAUGUGCAUGUAGGAGGCCCACUAAUCCGAAUCAAAUGUAUCCACAGCAACUGCUUGAGCAUACAAUUUCACACAUAGAAGGCAGCAUCAAUAGAAAAACGCAUGCUCGGUUUUGUGCUAUAGUGCCCUGCUCGUGUGGAUUUCCUCAUUCAAAAAACAACACCCAAUAAAUAAUAUUCCUAAUUGUAUACAUAAAAAAAAAUUAAAGCGAUUAUUUUCUGUUUUUAUACAUUUUUGCAAGAAGCUAAAUUAAUUAUUUAAUUUUUGUCAGGCAGCAGAACACGCAGAAACUAGAAUCAACAACCAAGCGAACCAAAUGAGAAAAACAAAAGUAAAACAGAAACUUAUGUAUUAUUUGUAAUUCUUUUUCUAAACAAAUAAAACCAAAAAAACCUAA
Molecule: messenger RNA, 1924 nt
Organism: Drosophila subobscura
Lineage: Eukaryota; Metazoa; Arthropoda; Insecta; Diptera; Drosophilidae
Gene: 14-3-3zeta
Product: 14-3-3 protein zeta
Exons: 8
Coding region: 308-1183 (291 amino acids)
Biological process (GO): signal transduction
Cellular component (GO): cytoplasm
Source: RefSeq, a predicted model, not a curated record